This is a messenger RNA of Triticum urartu, 1832 nucleotides long. NCBI's taxonomy places the organism in Eukaryota, Viridiplantae, Streptophyta, Magnoliopsida, Poales, Poaceae. The record is from RefSeq and is a predicted model, not a curated record.
AUUUUUUCGCGAGAAUUUUUGCCUGGGUGUCAAAAAGUUCCACUCGUUGUCUCCCCAACCCCCUCAUCUGUCUCUCCUCUGCUCAGCCAUGGAGGUGGAGGCGGCAUGGCGUGCCCAAGUCUGCUGCCCCGCCGUCGCGUUCGAUACCGCCCCGGCCACGCAGAGGCGAGCGCGAGCUCCGCCCCGACCACGGGCGCGGGCAAGCUCCGCCACGCACAGGCGGGCGCGGGCGCGGCAAGCUCCGCGUCUGCUCUGCUCCGCGCGUCCGCCCUCGAGCGCGGCUCCGCCCCCGCUCUGCCGCACCGAUCCGGCCGUCCCCGCUCGCGCGCUGCUCCGCCCCGCGCAUCGCCCAGCCGCGCCGGAGAGGCCGUUCCCGACGACGUUGCCACGCGCGUCGUAGGCCACGUCGGACCACCGUCACGGGCUCGCGUCCAACUUCCUCCACGUCUCCAGCGCGGUCCCGCCCAUGCCAUUCGUGAGCGACCGCGCCCAUCGCAGCAGCGCCUCGCCCUGAUCGUUGAUGGCGUGGGCGCGCGGCGGGACACAACGCCGCGCGAGGAGCAGCCAGGCACCACGCCGGUCGCGUGCUCGCGCGCCUCCGGCGCCGAGCCGCCCGAGCGGAGCACCUCGACGAGCACCGGCACGGCGCCCGCGCGGACGAUGCACGGCGCCCAAGCGGAGCACCUCGACGAGCGUCGUCCGGCCCCGCCUACGCCAUGAGGAUGGAGCCCAGGAGGCAGCACGACGGCCGGAGACGAGGCCAUGCUUCGGGAAGGAGGCGCGACGGCCGGAGACGAGGCCAUGCUUCGGGGAGGCGGCGCGACGGCCGGAGAUGAGGCCAUGGUUCGGGGAAGCGGCGGACGCUAGCGAAGUGCGGGGCUGGGGGCAGCGGCGGCGCUGAGAGGACGCGGGCCGGCGUGGGCGGAGGCGCGACGAGGCGUGCCGGAGCGCGGGGCUGGGAAGGAGGAGGGGUCGGAGGAGAGGGGCGCGGCGGCUUGGGCGGCGGGGUCGGGGCCUCGUCGGCUUCGAGGGAGCUGCAGCUGGUGCGCUUCGAGAGAGAGAGGAGGAAGCACGUGGGUGGGCCAGUGAGGAAAAGUCAGGGGAGAGGAGGAAGACGCUGGCAGGUGGGGCCAUCGCCUAAAACGGCGAAAUUAGGCCUCCAGGAGCCCCCGGUGCGCUGGGUGUCGCAUGCGGGCGCCGGCGCUGUUUUUUGCUUUUUCCGGUGAAAAACGAGCACUUGGGGGCACAAAUGAGACUUUUUUGCCCGCCGGCAUCCAAAAAGUGGCUUGGGGAGGUUUUUUGGGAGCCCUAUUGGAGAUGCCUUUAUGAUGUCCACUUGUAAAAUCACAAAGGUUGGGAUUGGAGGGCCUAUUGUUGAUUGUUUUGGGAAUUUUAUUGGCAUGGACUUCUACAGCUUGAAAGAAACUCGGUACCUGCCCAGAAGUAUAAUCCUGGAAGUCUUGAAGAAUUUCGAUGCAAAGUAUGUUAGUUUUAUGAGUACUGUUAUUGAACAUAUUGUUUUAAUUGUAAUUCUUAACAGAUGGCCUGUCCCUAAGCCAUGUUGGUGAUAUCCGUCGUGGCACGAGUGUCUCGACGAGUACCUGGGCAAAGUUCCAGAUAUGAUUCCGUGCGGACCCCAGCCUAUGUAACCCUGACAACAUAUCAAGCGCAUGGGUUCUCUUAUAUAUAGGGAGCGGAUGAGAAUUGGCAUCAUGUACCAUGUUUUAAGUUUCUUAUAGAUGAGAAUUAGCAUUCUGUACUAUAUUUACAUAAUGCAACCAGUGUGCAAUAUGAUUUUUUCAAGUUGUAGAAAUAAUAAUAUUUCAUGACUA